GUCGAUGUUUUAUCGGCUCUGACAACUCACCCAGUUUGGCAAAACCCCGGGCUGAGCCAACGUGCUGUCCCUGCUGGUCUGUUUCUUGGCCUCACUCGCGGUAACUUCUCAAACACCAAUGAACAAAAAAUCAGACCACUGUCAAGGCGCACCCAGAUGAUCUUCAGCGCUAUCGCUGGCUUUCCGCCCUCGCGGGUUUCGAGUCUCAGGCAGUGGCGGGCUGCGGGUUUGUCUCUUUCUCUGCAAGACAUGCAUGCAGGCCAUGCUCAAACCACACACACACAGAGAGAGAGAGAGGCACACGGACACAACGUCUGUUCCGCCGAUUGCUUUUCGGGCCUUCCGCCCAACUUUAGAAGCGUGACAUCAGGACCCCGUCCACGACCCUCCGCCACACCAUACUUUAAACUUGCCAAGACAACGGGCUGGGCGGAUUAUUUGACAGACUCAUCCCAGUUUUAUGUGUGCGUUGGCCGGCAGAUAUUACAAUUUAUCCUACUUUGAUAGUUUUGGCGCCCGAAUGUCCGAUAUCAUGUCACCUGCCCGUGCCAUGCCCACUGUCGAGACUGUUCCCGAGGCCCGCGACGCAGACCAAGGGCCCAAUGGCGAGCAUCAAGAUUACAACAACAGGCCAGAGGAUCACCACGGUUCCGAGGGCACGGCCGGCCGCGAGAACAGCUGGCUGCCCUCGAUCAACGACGACCUUCUCAUAAGGAGACACCAGUCCGGCUCACCGCAGCUGCAUCCCCUGCUAAAGCCACGCCCGAGGAGCAGAGACAGGCGGAGGAGCAGCGGGAUACCGGUAGCGAGGCCUGACAACAUACCCCGACGCGCCUCGGCCGACUUUAUCUGGCACGGCUUCGAGGAGGACCGCGCUGGCUCCAGUGCCUCGGAUAUCGACCCUCGAAGCUCCCUACCGGUAUCACGCAGGCCAACGAGGGAGCAGAAACGGGCGCGUCUGUCGCCCCAGUCCGGGAAUUCGGGGCUGCCGCUGCCCGCAGCCAGACUGAGUGCCCGGGAAAGCUCACAUACUGACGAGCCUACGCCCAAGAGGACACCUUCAAGGGCGGGGAUGGUGCCAGAGCCACAGUUGGCAGCAGUUGACGAUGACGCUGCCGUCGAGGCGGGGAAAUCCUCCAUUCCGGACUUCCUUGACAAGCUGGACGAGGAUCUGCCAGCCACCACAGUCGAUGGCAUCGAGCAGAAUAUGGCGGAGGCUGCAUCAUGGAGCAGCGCCAACAACGACGGAAAGGCUUCACCCAGCGCCCGGAGCUCCUCCUCGUCCUCCACCUCAGACAGUCCAUAUAGCGAUCUAUCAUCCGAGAGGACAACAGACACGGAGCGAAGCUCCAGCCCGGAGAGGAGUGUGGACGCCGGCGAGACUCCGGCGGCCUCAGUCCUCAACUCUAUCGCAUCCAGUCUGCAGGCAAUUCACACCAAGCGCCGCAGCAGCCUCUUCGACGUCGACCGCUACGGCACGCCCGAAAUGCCACGGGGGACGGCCAACCUACCACAUAUUCCAGUCAGCGUCCUGACGCCGCGGGUGCCCAACCAGGGCCACCCAAAGCAUCUCCCUCGGGCCGAGAAGCUGCCGCUAUCAGGCUACGAGCUGCUCGCGUCACGCAUCUCGGCGUCGUCGGCGACAGACCCAAUGCCCCGGAGCCACCCCGGGUCCUCUGCCAGCUCCUCGUCAACCGCCACCCCGCGCGAUCACAUCCCCAGGCGCCACAGCAGCGCCAGCAACAUGGUCUGCCGGAGCAGCCUGCUGGAGCCGGAGCCCACAAUCCAGCCCAUCUACCGGAGGUUCAAGGCCAUGAACCACCGGCUGCUGCUUCACCUGCAGGACGAGCUGGCCGAGCUGGAGGAGCAGCUGCACAGGUUGGACACAGCCGACACCCAGACAAGACGGCUACAAAACCGUAUAUUACCCGCGAGCAGGCGGGCUGAGGCCCUGGCUGGGGGGGAGCUCCAGUCGCACAAGGCCGAUAUCUUGGCCAAGAUCGGGCUCAAGCUGGCCCAAUACAACCACGCCAUGACAUCCUUCACAUCCACGCGGGACAUCCCAUCACCGUCCCCCUCCGACGUGAACGAAUACCGCCGCUACCUCGCCACCCACCAGCCAGUUACCGAGAUCGAGGCCCGAUUCCUCGACUCCACCGACGACCUCGUUACCCUCGCCCCGCCAACAACCUCUUCAUCACCAGCCCCGAGCCGCGCCCCGAGCCCCCUGUCGAGCGGCACAAUAGCAGCAGUGGCCGCCGCCGCCGCCCGCGACCAGCAUUACUACCAGGCCCUCAAGAGCACCCUCGACGCAGCAUCAUCCGCGGCCAGCGAGCCCACGCCCGCCCCCACGUCUGCGCCCACGUCUGCGCCCACUUCUGUACCAACACCGGCGCCCGCACCGGCGCCGCCCACCACCUCCACCGCCAGCGGAGCGGCACCCGCACUGCCCGAAGAACCACCAGUCUCCCCCAUCCCCAUCCCGGGGACCAUGCACGGCAACUCGUGGCGCACGAACCGCGGGCACCUGCGCGGGAGCAGCAGCGUCAGCCACAGCACGAGCCCGGGCCUCGUAGGCCUGGGCCUAGGGCUGGGCCCGGGGUCGGCGGGGUUUUCCACGCCGCGGGGGGUGACGCGGCCGCGGUCGAGCUCCGAGGCCCUCACGCCGCGGGUGUUGACGCCGAGGUCAGGCACGCCGCCUGUAGUGGCUGGGGCGGCGGUGGGCAAGGCUUACCCUGCUCCCAGCCCCGGCCCCGCGUCAGCGCUGCCGAAAAUCAAGAUUGAGAAGCCCAACACCAUGAUGGGCAGCAGUAGUGCAAAGGGACGAGGAGCGGAGGAGGAGGAGGAGGGGCCAGCCGCCCAUGCCUCGCCGGUGGUCCUCCACGUGGCCGUCGCCCUGGCCGUGGCGGUCCUGCUGCCCAUCCUCGCGUUCCCGUCCAUCCCCGGGCUGCUGGGCCGCCUGAUCGUCGUGUUCCUCGUGGGCAUGUCCGUCGCCGGGUCGGUCGUGCAGUCCGGGAGCGUGGUUGGGCCCGGCAGCGGCGCCGCUGGGGGGUAUAGCCGGGAUUUGUUUGUGAGCGUUGCUCUUUAUACUGGGGUCAUGGGUGUGGUGGCGGGAGUAUUUUAGACAGCUUGCUUCGGGGCCCUUUUGGGUUGAUUGCUCCAUGCUUGCUUUCGCGUCAUGAUUGGGGAGUGGUGUUGGUGGACGACGACAUAGAUGAGAUAGAAAUCAACUACAUGGAGAG
Messenger RNA from Diaporthe batatas, 3242 nucleotides. RefSeq lists its product as uncharacterized. Lineage: Eukaryota; Fungi; Ascomycota; Sordariomycetes; Diaporthales; Diaporthaceae. The record is from RefSeq and is a predicted model, not a curated record. The coding region runs from base 461 to 3124 and encodes 887 amino acids. The transcript has 3 exons.